AUUGUGGAACUGGGAUCGAUUUGGACUGUACACUUGAUUGCCGCGAAGAUUGCACAAAUCCCCAGUCCUACGGCUUCGCUUUCGGAAUCAUAACGCCGAGCAAAAGUUUUUCAGUGAAUUCUCAUCGAUUUCGAGGCUGGGAUCGAGUUCUUUAUUUAUUUUUUGUUGGCAUGAGAUGAAUUCUUAAGAAGAAGAAGAAAGAACAAAGAUGCGUAGAGAGAUCUCGUUUUUGCUACAGCCCAGGUGCCUCCUUCUCCUGGUUGCCCUAACGAUUUUCCUCAUCUUCGCGCUCUCCAACACCAGGAAAGAGGAGGAGAAGCAAGUAAUCGAGGAUUAUGAAAUCACACACAGAGUAUUUCUCGAUGUUGAUAUCGAUGGCCAACGCUUAGGCAGGAUCGUUAUUGGACUAUAUGGCAGUGUUGUACCCAAAACUGUAGAAAAUUUCAGGGCCUUAUGCACAGGAGAGAAAGGAAAAUCUUCAAACGGAAAGCCUCUACAUUAUAAAGGAACACCGUUUCAUCGUAUAAUAUCUGGAUUUGUAAUCCAAGGAGGAGACAUUAUCCAUGGGGAUGGAAAAGGGAGUGAGUCAAUUUAUGGCGGUACCUUUCCUGAUGAAAAUUUCAAGAUAAAGCAUUCGCACGCAGGUGUUGUAGCGAUGGCUAAUACAGGACCCGAUUCUAAUGGCUCACAGUUCUUUAUCACUACUGUCAAGGCUAGCUGGUUGGAAGGAGCACAUGUGGUGUUAGGGAAGGUGAUACAAGGAAUGGACAAUGUAUUCGCCAUUGAAGGUGGAGCUGGAACUUACAGUGGUAAACCCCGGAAGAAAGUUGUGAUUGCUGAUUCUGGAGAGAUUCCUAUAGACAAAUGGGAUGAAGAAAGAUGACAAAGACAACCUAGAUUACACAUCUCAGCAAAUCCGGUUCUGUUCUUGUGCUAUCCUCUCUGUUUUUUUGUUCUUUUUCUUUUUGCUCAUGUUGAUGAUCUGAAUUCUGAACACAAUGCCAAUGUAGUUAGUGUUUUAAGCUGAAAGCAUCUGUAGCUCUUCGCUUAAGGUUUAUCUCCUAAAUUUCUGUAGACUUUAUAUGGAGUACAU
Messenger RNA from Eutrema salsugineum, 1093 nucleotides. Its product is annotated as peptidyl-prolyl cis-trans isomerase CYP21-1. Lineage: Eukaryota; Viridiplantae; Streptophyta; Magnoliopsida; Brassicales; Brassicaceae. The transcript has 8 exons. The record is from RefSeq and is a predicted model, not a curated record. Gene Ontology annotation, biological process: protein peptidyl-prolyl isomerization; protein folding. Bases 209 to 883 code for a protein of 224 amino acids. Gene Ontology annotation, molecular function: peptidyl-prolyl cis-trans isomerase activity. Gene Ontology annotation, cellular component: intracellular membrane-bounded organelle.